Phyllostomus discolor (pale spear-nosed bat) is the source of this 816-nucleotide messenger RNA. RefSeq names its product protein BEX1-like. NCBI's taxonomy places the organism in Eukaryota, Metazoa, Chordata, Mammalia, Chiroptera, Phyllostomidae. Gene Ontology annotation, molecular function: signaling receptor binding. The transcript has 3 exons. The record is from RefSeq and is a predicted model, not a curated record. The coding region runs from base 185 to 571 and encodes 128 amino acids. Gene Ontology annotation, biological process: signal transduction. Gene Ontology annotation, cellular component: nucleus; cytoplasm.
CGUCGUAGCGUUUGGUGCAGUUGUCACUCCCUUCUGGGUACCAGCUCCCCCGCUGUCCUGCGCACUACGGCCGGGCGUCGGGCCCGUAAAGGCGGAGCAGGUCUGUGGGUCUGUGGGUCUGUGCCAAGUAUCCAGCAGCGCACUCACGGCGAGAAUCGAGAAGAGGGGAGACAACAAGGGAGCAAUGGCGUCCAAACAGGAGCAAGCUGUAAAAAAUCUCAACGUGGAAAAUACCAACCAGGAAAAUGACAAAAAGGAUGAAAAGGAGCAAGGCUCUAAUAAAGGAGAGCCCUUGGCUCUCCCUUUGGAAGCUGGUGAAUAUUGUGGGCCUAGAGGAAAUCGCAGGCGGUACCGUGUUAGGCAGCCCAUCCUGCAGUAUAGAUGGGACGGGGGUCAGAGGCUUGGAGAGCCACAGGCAAGGAUGAGACAAGAGAAUAGGGAAAGAGCUGGGGAUGAUAUGAGACAGCUGAUGGAAAAGCUGAGGGGAAAGCAGUUAAGUCAUAGUCUACGAGCAGUUAGCACUGACCCCCCUCACCAUGACCAUCACGAUGAAUUUUGCCUUAUGCCCUGAAUCCUGAUGUUUUCCCUGAAGUUAAUAGGAAGACACACCUGCUUCCUAAACUUACAUGUUUGUGAUGUACCUUGCUGUAAACCUUUUGUUGUUAGUUGUUUCUUGUGGGUCUCUACCAGCUUCUGGUUGAAUGGUAUGCUUUUUCCCCAGCCUGUGAGAUUUUGUUAGAUGAAGAAUUUGACCUAUUGCAUGGAAAGAUGCUUAUUAUAUAUUGUGACGUUAAUAAAGCAGUUUUAAAAAUCAAA